GGCCAUUGUCCUACCACACUAGUACCACGGUAUCAUUUUCAAACUUAUAUUAGACCACCUUUUCGCUAAUUUCACCACUCAUUUCCACCGUCUAUCUGGCAAGCCACGCACGCGACUGGCGCCAUGAUCCGCGACUUUGUGCAAUGGACGGCCGCCUUCAGCGAGACGGGCGAGCUCGAGCAUCUGCGCGGCUGUCGCGUAGGCAUUGAAGCUGCCGAGUACCUCAACCAGCGUAUUCUCAACCACCCCCGCGCAAAGGAGCCCCUCGUCCCCGCACUUGGAGGUCUCCCACUGGCAUUGGCGCAACACAUUGAGGAAGAUCUGGCCGCUUUCCGCAGUUUCGAAAUUGAGCCUUACUUUAUAUUUAGUGGGCUGGAUAUCACAAAGCAAGGAAACCCAUUCGGGCACAAGACUGCAGAGGCGACUGUGAACGCAGAUGCAUGGAAUCUGUACGACAGUCAUCAGGCCGAAGCUUCAGUCGCUCGGUUUGGAGAGUCAACAUACGUCACACCAGAAGACCUCUUUCGCGCAUUGCAAUCUAUCCUUACCGAACAAAAGACUCGCUGGACGGUUGCACCUUACAGUGCCUGGGCUCAGAAGAACGAAUACGUCCACGCCAUCGCCGCUUCGUCAGACACCCUCAUCUUCGAGGCCACCCAGCUCAUCACAUCAUGGGACUUUGAGGCACGGCAAUUCAGCUUCAUACGACGAGAAAAAUGUGUAGCCGAUUUGUCCAAGUUCGUCAGCGCUCCUCAGAUUUCCAACGACAUCUUUCUUGACACUUGCAUACUGGCUGGAACACCAUUCCUCCCCACACUUCCCAUAUUGGAUGCGCCGAACAGAGCAGAGCUUUUGAAGCCUUACAGUGCCAUCAAGAUGAUUAUGAGCAACGGCCAGUCGGGCUACUCGGUUGUUGUUAGCAACAACGAUGUCCCACCCUCUGGGAAGGAGCCAUCAGAAGCACAAGCCCCCUCCAUUGUUGACACAUGGAAUGUCAAGGAAUCCAUCUUCAAAGAUACUGUUGGAAAACAUAAGGAUUGUGGAAUUCUUGGGGCAGCUAUCUUGUCUUUGCAAGAUGCUGAUUUCGCUGCCAAGACCAUAUCCAAGAAGGAACACAAGAAUCCACUUGCAUCAUCCACCGAGAUCCUUUACAACUCAAUAUGGCGCUUUCUCGCUUUACGUGAGUACGUGGAUCAGAAGACGCACAACUUGACCCAAUGGGGAAAGGUUCUUGCUGCUGUUAUCUCUGGACUUAAGGGCAAGCCAGAGCAUGAAGAAGCAGCGGUGCUGGCAGUCGAAUUGAUCCGCAUGGGUCUCUUGACUUCAGAUAUCAACAUGUUCCCUACGUACAACGGCGCGCCAAUGCGCGGUAGCACAAAGGACAAAAACUCGAACAUGCUAGUAUCUCGUGUUGCUGGUCUUGGUAUUUUGCACCACCGACCGAUUGGCUUUACUGGCCCUCUUAGCCAACAUCUUCUCGGAUAUAACUCCAUCAUCAAUGUUGUUCGUCAAACUCUGCGGGAACUUAUCGAAGUGGCGUGUACACACAUGUUUUUGACUGGCUGUGCUAAUCGGCACGUUGAUAUUACAUCAGUCGCGAUGAAACUUCCCUUCCUUUUACCGAACAACUGCGCACUGAGCAUUGCCGUCAAAUCCUAUCUUGACGAGUUACUUAGCAACGACGCCGAUCCCACCGCUGCGGAAACCAAAGCCCGCGUGAUUGAAACGGCAUCAACACGCUACUUCCCGCAAUCACUCAACUUUGUUGAAGACCUUACGACGGCAUUCUCAAUGUGGGACGCAAUCUAUGCUGGGGUCACCAGUGCGAGCAGUACGACAAUCCCAGAAGCCACCAAGCAAGCCUGGGCGGAGACGAACCAAUGGCUCGCCGAGCGGCGAUAGUACCGCAAAGAUGACC
This is a messenger RNA of Bipolaris maydis ATCC 48331, 1918 nucleotides long. NCBI's taxonomy places the organism in Eukaryota, Fungi, Ascomycota, Dothideomycetes, Pleosporales, Pleosporaceae. The record is from RefSeq and is a predicted model, not a curated record.